GGCAGCUUACUGUUCUUUCUUAAUCUAUCCAGACAACUCCAGUGAAACUUGUUAUAACAGCUUUCUAAACAGAUAAUUCUUUAAGGACAGAGACUUCAUCAGCCGUAAAUCAUCUUUACUGUCCUCCUGAACUGUUUACGACACUUCCACCGUACCAACGAGCAGAGAAAUGGGACGAAAGGUGACUCUUGCUACCUGCUCACUGAAUCAAUGGGCUCUGGACUUUGAAGGAAACUCAGACAGAAUACUGAAGAGUAUCGAGAUAGCUAAGGCUCAGGGAGCCAAAUACAGGCUGGGCCCAGAGCUGGAGAUCUGCGGCUAUGGAUGUGCAGACCACUUUUAUGAAUCAGACACACUGCUCCACAGUUUCCAGGUCCUUAAAAAGCUCCUGGAGUCUCCCAUCACCCAGGAUAUCAUCUGUGACGUGGGGAUGCCCAUCAUGCAUCACAACGUACGCUACAACUGCCGAGUCCUCUUCCUCAACAGAAAAAUCCUGCUGAUAAGACCAAAAGUGAUGAUGGCCAACCAUGGGAACUACAGAGAGAUACGCUGGUUCUCACCUUGGAACCAGUUAAGAAAAGUGGAGGAGUACUUCCUGCCCAGAAUGAUCCAGGAGGUGACAGGCCAGGAUACGGUCCCUUUUGGUGACUGCGUAUUAUCCACUAAGGAUACGUGCAUUGGCACUGAGCUAUGUGAAGAACUCUGGAAUCCCAGAAGCCCUCAUAUUCAGAUGGGUCUGGACGGGGUUGAAAUCUUUACUAAUUCUUCUGCUAGCCACCAUGAGCUCCGCAAGGCCGACCAGAGAGUCAACCUGAUCAAGUCAGCCACCACCAAGAGCGGAGGUAUCUACCUGUAUGCUAAUCAGAGGGGCUGUGAUGGAGACCGGGUUUACUACGACGGAUGUGCCUUGGUGGCCAUCAACGGAGACAUCGUGGCCCAGGGAGCACAGUUCUCUCUAAAUGACGUGGAGGUGAUCACGGCCACUGUUGACCUUGAAGAUGUGCGGAGCUACAGAGGAGAAAUUUGCCAACCAAACAUGGAAAGUGAACACAAACUUUGCCACAGAGUGAAAGUGGACUUCUCUCUGUCUGGUGUUGACGAUGUCUACCUUCCUACUCACCAGCCCAUCACAUGGCACUUUCAUACACCGGAAGAAGAGAUCAGUUUAGGGCCGUCCUGCUGGCUCUGGGACUACCUGAGGAGAAGUGGUCAGGCUGGUUUUCUGUUGCCUCUGAGCGGAGGAGUGGACAGCUCAUCCACUGCCUGCAUCGUUCACUCCAUGUGUGUGCUGCUCUGCCAGGCUGUAGCUGACGGCGACAUGCAGGUACUGGCGGAUGUUCGCAGAGUCAUAGGGGAUGAUUCCUACUCUCCUAAGCACCCAAAGGAGCUGUGCAGUCGCAUCUUCACCACCUGCUACAUGGCCAGUGAAAACUCCUCAGAGGACACCUGCAGGAGGGCUAAGGACCUGGCCGGUCAGAUCGGCAGCUCACACAUGAACAUUAACAUUGACAUGGCUGUGAAAGGAAUUCUGGGUAUUUUCUCAGUGGUUACUGGCAGGUUGCCUCAGUUUCGUGCCAACGGAGGAACCCACAGAGAAAACCUGGCUCUGCAGAACGUUCAGGCUCGUGUCAGGAUGGUCCUGGCUUACCUGUUCGCUCAGCUGAGUCUGUGGGCCCGGGGGAGACCAGGUGGUCUGCUGGUUCUGGGCUCAGCCAACGUAGAUGAGAGUCUGACAGGAUAUUUCACAAAGUACGACUGCUCCAGCGCUGACAUCAACCCGAUAGGAGGCAUCAGCAAGACAGACCUGAAGAGCUUCCUGCAUUACUGUGUGGAGCAGUUCCAGCUCAGCGCUCUGAGGGGCAUCCUGGCUGCUCCGCCUACUGCUGAACUGGAGCCGUUGACGGAUGGACACGUGUCGCAAACUGAUGAGGCCGACAUGGGGAUGACAUACUCUGAGUUAUCUGUCAUUGGACGACUGAGGAAGAUUUCCAAGUGUGGCCCCUUCAGUAUGUUCUGUAAACUCAUUCACAUGUGGAAGGAUGCCCUCUCACCCAUGGAGGUGGCUCAGAAGGUGAAGCACUUCUUUCGGAUGUACUCAGUGAACCGCCACAAGAUGACCACAGUGACGCCGUCCUACCACGCUGAGAGCUACAGUCCUGAUGACAACCGCUUUGACCUGAGACCUUUUCUCUAUAACACUCGCUGGACCUGGCAGUUCAGGAGCAUCGACAACCAGGUCACCCAGAUGGCAGCAAAUAAGCACCAAGAACCCUGAGGCCUACAGCGUCUAAUAAAAAACUAGCAGGGAUACAACUGA
Cheilinus undulatus (humphead wrasse) is the source of this 2317-nucleotide messenger RNA. It is a transcript of the gene nadsyn1, whose product is annotated as NAD synthetase 1. Lineage: Eukaryota; Metazoa; Chordata; Actinopteri; Labriformes; Labridae. The record is from RefSeq and is a predicted model, not a curated record. Gene Ontology annotation, biological process: NAD+ biosynthetic process. The transcript has 21 exons. The coding region runs from base 170 to 2275 and encodes 701 amino acids. Gene Ontology annotation, cellular component: cytoplasm. Gene Ontology annotation, molecular function: NAD+ synthase (glutamine-hydrolyzing) activity; glutaminase activity; ATP binding.